Meriones unguiculatus (Mongolian gerbil) is the source of this 7128-nucleotide messenger RNA. RefSeq names its product zinc finger and BTB domain containing 20 (gene Zbtb20). The record is from RefSeq and is a predicted model, not a curated record. Gene Ontology annotation, biological process: regulation of transcription by RNA polymerase II. The transcript has 8 exons. Gene Ontology annotation, molecular function: RNA polymerase II cis-regulatory region sequence-specific DNA binding; DNA-binding transcription factor activity, RNA polymerase II-specific; protein binding. NCBI's taxonomy places the organism in Eukaryota, Metazoa, Chordata, Mammalia, Rodentia, Muridae. The coding region runs from base 1232 to 3457 and encodes 741 amino acids.
AAAAUGAAACCUACCACAACAAAACUCUCCUCUAAAAAGAAUAAAAUGAGCCUUGCAGCAGCUGUGUUGAUAAAUGGGUUGAACAGUGACUAACCACUGAUUUUUCAAAUACUACUGUGGCCAGUUUAGGCUGUAGAAUGUAUAGCCCAUGGGAAAAGGCAAUAAAAUUAACUAUCAUGGAUGUAAAUAAAUUACAUUUUUGGAAUAUAUCAUUGAAACCAAACCCUUCUCCAUAGUUUUAUUAUCCCAUUCCACUAAGGUGUUGCAUAAAAAAAAAAAAAAAAGCCAUCUUCUACUAGGAUGAAGUGUCCAGAUGAGGAAGUAUGUAAGUAAUUAUACAAAUGAACUAGAAUACAAAAAAAAAAAACAGACAGACAGAGUGACAGACCGACAGACAAUGAGAGAAAGGAAUGGGAUAAUGGAAUCAAGUGGAAAAGAUUAUUCACUGAAAAUACUGAAUAUUCCAAAAUAUAAAAUUAAUGGAUGGGAAGAACUUUUCUUCAAAAGAAAAUACUUUCCAUCCUUUAGCAGCAAUGCAGAAUUCAUGGCCUGAUAAUAAAAACCUUUUUAGUGGGGUUCUUGGGAAGAACAUGGUCAUCACAGAGGCUUCACUGGGUGUUCAAUUGCCCUGGGCAAUCUGUUCAGUGUGUUCUUGUUUCAAGAACUAAGUAAACCAAAUCAGGAUGAACGACACAUGGUUUAAUAGUUAACUUUCAGAACAAGGGGCAGGGAGAUGCUUUUAUGCCAUCAUCCAGUCUUCAUUCCAAUCUCAUUACUGAAGUCUGUUCUCAGAGUAUUUACAGCUUUCCGGAGAGUCUAAGCUUGGCAGAGUCCUGAAGAUGGAAAUAUAGCUUAAUUACCUCCUCAUUCUGGAGUCUCCUUAAUGCAGACUGUUUUAUCAUCAACAAUUGAAUAUUUCACACAACAUUGCUGGUUGUUCCUUGACCACCAGUCUGUUGCCUGUCCCUGCUCUUUAUAUGCAGCCGCUCUCUGCUCCCUGCCCCAAUGAACAUCUGCACUAGGCCCAAGCCUUGGAGUGAUUUACCCGAAGAGUGACACCGUAUUUCUGGAAACUACUAUGAGGAAACUGAAGCCCAGAGAGGUGAAGUGAGGUGCCCAAAGCCACACAGCAAGUUGCAGGCACAGCUAGUUCCGUAGCUCAAGUCUCCUGACUCCCAGUCCAGUGCUCUUCCCAUUACUCCACGGGUCCUGACUCUAAGCUUCCUGACAAAUGCUAGAACGGAAGAAACCCAAGACAGCUGAAAACCAGAAGGCAUCUGAGGAGAAUGAGAUUACUCAGCCGGGUGGAUCCAGCGCCAAGCCGGGCCUUCCCUGCCUGAACUUUGAAGCUGUUUUGUCUCCAGACCCAGCCCUCAUCCACUCAACACAUUCACUGACAAACUCUCACGCUCACACCGGGUCGUCUGAUUGUGACGUCAGUUGCAAGGGGAUGACCGAGCGCAUUCACAGCAUCAACCUUCACAACUUCAGCAAUUCCGUGCUCGAGACCCUCAACGAGCAGCGCAACCGUGGCCACUUCUGUGACGUGACGGUUCGCAUCCACGGGAGCAUGCUGCGCGCGCACCGCUGCGUGCUGGCAGCCGGCAGCCCCUUCUUCCAAGACAAGCUGCUGCUGGGCUACAGUGACAUCGAAAUCCCGUCGGUGGUGUCUGUACAGUCGGUGCAGAAGCUCAUUGACUUUAUGUACAGCGGUGUGCUGCGAGUCUCCCAGUCAGAAGCUCUGCAGAUCCUCACAGCCGCCAGCAUCCUGCAAAUCAAGACAGUCAUAGACGAGUGCACACGCAUCGUGUCACAAAACGUGGGCGAUGUGUUCCCGGGCAUCCAGGAUUCUGGCCAGGACACACCAAGAGGCACACCAGAGUCAGGCACAUCUGGCCAGAGCAGUGACACAGAAUCAGGCUACCUGCAGAGCCAUCCUCAACACAGCGUGGACCGAAUCUACUCGGCGCUCUACGCCUGCUCCAUGCAGAAUGGCAGCGGCGAGCGCUCCUUCUACAGCGGUGCAGUGGUCAGCCACCACGAAACUGCGCUUGGCCUGCCCCGUGACCACCACAUGGAAGACCCCAGCUGGAUCACGCGCAUCCACGAGCGCUCCCAGCAGAUGGAACGCUACCUGUCCACCACCCCCGAGACCACUCACUGCCGCAAGCAGCCCCGGCCCGUGCGCAUCCAGACCCUGGUGGGUAACAUCCACAUCAAGCAGGAGAUGGAGGACGACUAUGACUACUACGGGCAGCAGAGGGUGCAGAUCCUCGAGCGCAAUGAAUCCGAGGAGUGCACUGAAGACACUGACCAGGCGGAGGGCACAGAGAGCGAGCCCAAAGGCGAGAGCUUUGACUCUGGGGUCAGCUCCUCCAUUGGCACCGAACCUGACUCGGUGGAGCAGCAGUUUGGGGCAGGAGCCACAAGGGACAGUCAGGCAGAACCCGCCCAGCCUGAGCAGGCAGCAGAAGCCCCACCUGAGGGCAGUGCCCAGCCAACCCAACUAGAAACAGGUGCCUCCUCUCCCGAGAGAAGCAACGAGGUAGAGAUGGACAACACAGUCAUCACUGUCAGCAGCAGCUCUGAUAAGGGUGUCCUACAACAGCCUUCAGUCAACACAUCCAUUGGGCAACCAUUGCCAAGUACCCAGCUCUAUUUACGCCAGACAGAAACCCUCACCAGCAACCUGAGGAUGCCUCUGACCUUGACCAGCAACACACAGGUCAUUGGCACAGCUGGCAACACCUACCUGCCAGCCCUCUUCACUACCCAGCCCGCGGGCAGUGGCCCCAAGCCUUUUCUCUUCAGCCUGCCACAGCCCCUGACAGGCCAGCAGACCCAGUUUGUGACAGUGUCCCAGCCUGGCCUGUCCACCUUUACUGCACAGCUGCCAGCGCCACAGCCCCUGGCAUCAUCGGCAGGCCACAGCACAGCCAGUGGGCAAGGCGAAAAGAAGCCUUAUGAGUGCACUCUCUGCAACAAGACUUUCACAGCCAAACAGAACUACGUGAAGCACAUGUUCGUCCAUACAGGUGAGAAGCCCCACCAAUGCAGCAUCUGCUGGCGCUCCUUCUCCUUGAAGGAUUACCUUAUCAAGCACAUGGUGACACACACGGGAGUGAGAGCCUACCAGUGUAGCAUCUGCAACAAGCGCUUCACCCAGAAGAGUUCCCUCAACGUGCACAUGCGCCUGCACCGCGGGGAGAAGUCCUAUGAGUGCUACAUCUGCAAAAAGAAGUUCUCCCACAAGACCCUGCUGGAGCGGCACGUGGCCCUGCACAGCGCCAGCAACGGGACCCCUCCCGCAGGCACGCCCCCGGGCGCCCGCGCAGGCCCACCAGGCGUGGUGGCCUGCCCAGAGGGGACCACUUACGUCUGCUCCGUCUGCCCAGCAAAGUUUGACCAAAUAGAGCAGUUCAACGACCACAUGAGGAUGCAUGUGUCUGACGGAUAAGUAGUACCUUUCUCUCUUUCUUAUGAACCAAACAAAACAACAACAAAAGAAACAAACAGACAAAACGCUAUGGCACUAGAAUUUAAGAAAUGUUUUGGUUUCAUUUUUACUUUCUGUUUUUGUUUUUUUGUUCCGUUUCAUUUUGUACUACAUGAAGAACUGUUUUUUGCCUGCUGGUACAUUACAUUUCCGGAGGCUCGGGUGAAUAAUGCUUUUCCCAGUCUCCCUUGGAUGGUGGCCUUAAGGCCUGGUAGUGCUUUAGGAGGUCCACUGGUUGGAUCUCUAGCUACUGGCCUCUAAAUACAACCCUUCUUUACAAAACAAAACAAAACAAAAUAACAAAAAAAAAACAAAAACAAAACAAAAAAGCAAAAAAACCACACACAAAAAAACAAAAACAAAACAAAAAAUCUUUUAAAAAAGUUUAAAAAAAGUUUAAAAAAAGAAAAAAAAUUGUUUUUCCACUCGUGAAGAGCACUACAAAAUCUAUUAUGAGAUGUAAAGGCCUGCUGUCGUUCAGUACACCGCUCACAGUGUUUCAGUGGACAUUUCACAAUUCUGGCCACUUGGACUUCACAGUAAGCAGUUAAAACUGUGGAAUAUCACUUCUGGUUGAAAACCCAGAGGAAAGGCCCUGCUGUUUUCACCUACACGCUGUCUGAUUCCAUUAAAGGGCUCAAGGAUGGGAGGGGCCGAGAGCCCAGUGGUGCGGGGAGAAGGUGCUGUGGCAGGCCUCUCCCCCAGCUCUGCCCAGCCCCCACACCCUGGCCCACCUCCUCCUCGUCCCCCGCCCCAUUUCAGCAGAAGCCAGGAAGACUUGGACAAGCAACAGUGGCUAUCGUAUUUAUUCAGUGUCUUCGCUGAGCCACAGCCUCAGCACAAUCAAGAGGGACUUUCAUGAAAGGCAGGAAUGCAGAGAAAACAAAGAUAACAGAUUUGAACCUAUGUUUCUAGGUACAAGAGAAGGAUUAUUUCCAACAAUCUUUGCAAAAAAAAAAAAAAGUGUCAGGAUAUAUUCUUGUGGAAGAGAAGAAGAAAGAGAAAUGGAGGGUGGGGGGGGACAGUAAAUGUUCUUGAGGCUUUUUUAAUUCAAAAUUUUAUAGAGGGGCAAAAGUGAUGUUUACCAGAUAGAAUGCUGAUUUUUUUAAUAUAUUUACAACAGUAUUUGUGUAAAAAAAAAAACAAAAAAGUGAGAUUGUUAAAAGUAAUUUUUUUCUCAUUUUGGUUUUGCAUACACUGCCACCAAUCCCUUCUCUUUACUUUGUCUCUCUCACACACAUAUAUAUAUUUUUUGGUAAGUCAAGACUGUUAAGGUUAGCGAUACUGCUUCCAGAUAGAAAGAAUAAAAGGCAACUAAAGUUAUAUUUGAAAGAGAGGAAGGAUAUUUUCUUCAUAUUUUUUUCUUCAUUUUUAUUAUUUUAAGUAUUGCCUGGGUUGCUGAGGGUCUCCAAGGCCCACCCACCCCUGCUGUAAUUUCAACUGCUGCUCUGUUGUGAUACAUAGAUCUUUGGCUUCUAGCAAGCUUAAGUUGCUCCACUGAAUAUUUUUCCCCCAUCCAUCUAAAAUUCUGUCCUUUUUCAUGAGAGGGAAAAUCUUUUAGAAGGCGAUUUCUUACUUCUCCAAAAUUUCACCGCUCUUAGGAUUCUAGAAUUUCUGUUGACCUUGCUUUUUUCUUUGAUGAAACACUAGUAGUUAGAGAUCCUGAAAAAGGGGGUCAUUUCGUUUAUGUUCAGCCAGGAGCAGGAAUCCACAGAACUCUACCAUGCCUCCCCCCCCACCCUUGAGUGUCACUAUGAGAGAAGCCUGUUACAAAAUACAAUGCGUCGAUGCCAAAACCCUUUUCUUCUUUUCAGACAUCACCUUCUGUCUCUUUUCGCCAUGGCUAAGAGGGCUAAAUAGGUUGAUCAGUUUUUAGUUGAUUAUUAACCCUUGCUUUUUGGAAAUUAACUAUUUCCCUAUGCUAACACCCAGCUUUCAGAAUCUCUAUCAUCAUCAUCUCAGAUGCUACUUUUUCUAGCUGGGAUUUCUCUCUUUGGUCUUGAUCAAGAAAUCAUAAGAUUUUCCAAUUAUAUACAGUUUCCUGAAGGAAUUCUAGCUCAAAAAUAGGACUUUUUAAACCUAGCUAAUACUUGCAAAGAAAUCUCAUGACUAGGCAUGUUUUAGCACACUUAAAAAGAAAAGUAAACAUUCUGAUAACGCGAAACACCAACCUCCAUUUUUAAGAAGAAGAAAAGAGGGAAUAUUUCUGUUUCUAAAUUAUUCUACAAUUUAAUUUUCCUCCUAAUUUUUCCAUUAGCAUUUUAUUUACAAAAAAAAAAAUGCAGCAAAUGAGGGAAGAUCGUCCAAGGCAAGCAACUCUAUUAUGACUAAAUUGGUUUUAUUCAUAUAGUUUAGACAAUUGGUUAACUUGGAUCUUUUCUAUAAGUUCUUUGUGAUGUUUAGUAGUUUGUACAACAGGAAUAUUUGUGGCAUUUGAGUUGGUCUUACGGUGCUUAAUUCAGUGGAUGUUUUGCUAGAAGUUGUCGUGUGGAUUUGGAUGGGUAACUGACUACUGAGUAUCACUCAUUGUGAAUUCUAAGAGGACAACCAAGAACUUGUGUGACCUGUUUUUAAAAUUAGCUUCAGAAAUGUGGAAGUCCUCACCACCCCCACCCCACCCCCUGCUGGUUUUGUUGUUGAAAGGGUCAGUAGUGACUUAAUGUUUCCUUACCACCAAUAGAUUAAAUAACUAUGUCACAGAAUAAUUUGGAUAUUUCAGAAAAAAAAAAAAAGGAGUCAUUUAACCCAUCAGAAAAAAAGACUGGCAUAGUGACAAUUUUUCUUAAUCUAGAGGAAAAAAGACAUGAAAUCACUCAUCAUAUAAAACAAAUGAAAGAAGGUCAAAACCUAGUUUUAAUUAUUUUCACUGGUCUCAAGAGUACAUUUAAAAUAGUGUCUCUAUUCAAACUUUAGUAAAGAGGUCCAAAUUUACAUUGUUUCUGUGAAAACUUAUCUUGACUGUGUGCCAUUGGGCUACACUUCCCCAUCUGCUUCUUAAAUCUGAAAGAGUCCCAUUUUCCUUAAUGCUGAUUUGCCAUUGUCAACAGCUAAGUAACUGGGUUAAAAAGCCAAUGUUUAUUGUAGAGCGUGUAAAAAGAGAAAGAGCUCAGAUGAAACCCUGAUACACAUUCUUUUCCUAUAAAGGAAUAUUUCAUUUAAAAAAGCAUGGGGAGGACGGUAAAGAAUUCUGGGUAAGAUCCUAUUGUAUAGGCUCAUUCCUACUGUACUUUUUUUUUCUCCCAAACAUCUUACAGCCUGAAAUAUUUGACGUUCUCUAGAAUUGGGAGGACUCUCAAUUGUUAUCAGAGCUCUGAAGUGAAGAAGCUUCUAUAGGGCUAGUGACAUAUAUGUGGCCUCUGAAGGGCACUUUUCUACCUUUAACCACAUUUUAGAAGAUAAACUAGUCCACACGUAUUUCAAAAAGAUACAGGUGGUCUCUGGAUUGCCCUCAUACAGUCACUAUUUCACAAUCACAAAUAAGAGAGGAUGAGAAAGAUUCUCUCUAUCUCUUUUGUUUCCACUCCUACAAUUAUUAUGAUGGGAUGCUGUCAGUGCUUUUAAAACUAGAAAAGAAAAGAAAAGAAAAGAAAAGAAAAGAAAAGAAAAGAAAAGAAAAGAAGAGAAACAAAAAG